UGCAUAUAUUAUCUUCUUCUCAUCCUUCCAUUUCUCUAUCUCUCACUAUUCACAAAGCUCCACAUUUAUUCUACUUUUAUCAAAUAUCUACUCAAAUAAUUUCAACUCAACAAUUCAUCUCUAACUUUUCUAUAAUGACGAGAAAAAAUAAUAGUAUGGGAGCAAUGUUGCUACAGAAAGAGAGCUUUCGAAGAACAAAAUUCGGUACCCUUUUAUACUCUGAUCCAAUAAGUGACCACGACGAAAGCAAUAGCAAUUCAGCUCGAAGUAGCAAUGCUUCUUCUGCUCCAAGUCCACCUAGAACAUCCUCUUUUUACACCUCAACUACUACCAAUUCUCCUAACUAUUUCAUGUCUCCAUGGAAUCAAUCAAAUUCUCCUUAUGUAAAAUCACCCUGGAUUCAUCAGCCACUCCACGAUUCCUCGGAAGAAUCAGAAUCCAGCGAUUGCAAAAAUGGUCUCAUAGGAUCUCUUGUUCGUGAAGAAGGGCAUAUAUAUUCACUAGCUGCAUCUGGGGAUUUGCUGUAUACGGGAUCAGACAGCAAAAAUAUUCGAGUUUGGAAGAACUUGAAGGAGUAUUCCGGGUUCAAAUGUCAAAGUGGAUUAGUAAAAGCCAUUGUUGUUUGCGGAGAUAAGAUCUUCACAGGACAUCAAGAUGGAAAAAUUCGGGUGUGGAAAUUUUUGGGCAAGAAGAGAAAAGCGUAUAAGCGUGUUGGUAGUUUACCUACCGUAAGAGAUUAUUUGAAGAGUUCAAUUAAUCCUAAAGCCUAUGUUGAAGUAAGACGAAAUCGGAACGUUCCUUGGAUUAAGCAUUUUGAUGCUGUCUCUUGUAUGAGUUUGGAUAAAGAACGAGGAUUGCUUUAUUCUGGAUCUUGGGAUAAAACACUCAAAGUUUGGAGAUUAUCUGAUUCGAAAUGCCUCGAAUCUAUCAAUGCUCAUCAAGAUGCUAUUAAUUCUGUCGUCGUUGGAUUUGACGGGUUGGUUUUCACUGGCUCAGCAGACGGGACGGUUAAAGCUUGGAGAAGAGAAUUAGUUGGGAAUAGUGCAAAACAUGUCCUCCUGGAAACACUGUUGAAACAGGACAAUGCUGUUACUUCGUUGGCCGUAAAUGUUGAUGCAGCAACGGUGUAUGCCGGAUCCUCUGAUGGACUAGUGAAUUUCUGGGAGCGACAGAAGCAUUUUUUAGAGUACGGAGGUGCGCUGAGGGGUCAUAAAUUAGCGGUACUGUGCGUUGCUGUUGCUGGUAAUCUUGUAUUGAGUGGAUCAGCUGACAAGUCCAUAUGUGUGUGGAGAAGGGAAGAGGGCGGUAUUCACAGUUGCGUAACGGUGUUAACAGGACACAACGGCCCCGUUAAGUGCUUGACAGUCGAAGAAGAUUCAAAUGACACUGAAGAUGAAGCUCCGGUGGAGAAGAAAAGUGACAAAUAUUAUUGGAGGGUGUAUAGUGGGAGUUUGGACAAUUCCGUUAAGGUCUGGAGACUAUCUGAGCACGGAUUUAGUGGCUACGAGGAGAUGUGAAGAAAUCACAAUAACAAUACAGAGGCGGAACACCGAAUGUCAAUUGCCGUGUGGGGAUGCUAAUUUAGGAGUUUGGUCACGAAAACUAACCGUUAAAAAACCGGUCAGAGGACGGUGGGGGACCAGUGAGCAGAACCUUCAUAACGAAGGAACGUUAAUACAGAAGCAGUGAAGAACUAACAUUACUACUCUUUCACCAAAAAAAAAAAACAUUACUACUCAAGUACAUUCGUUGUUUUCUUUUUCUCCUAUAGUUUCCACAUUUGGUUGUGGUCUGCUAAAUGAUUGUCUUGUAAAUUUCAAGUAACAAAGUGUUUGAAAGUCCUCAAUCAUCCAAGGAAACACUUUGUUUGAUUUGAGGAACAAGUUCUGUAAUUUCAUUGUUACAAUUCAUGAACAAGUUUGUAUUUCUUCGCUCAUAA
Messenger RNA from Capsicum annuum, 1939 nucleotides. RefSeq names its product protein JINGUBANG. Gene Ontology annotation, molecular function: protein binding. The record is from RefSeq and is a predicted model, not a curated record. The transcript is spliced from 2 exons. Bases 135 to 1517 code for a protein of 460 amino acids. Lineage: Eukaryota; Viridiplantae; Streptophyta; Magnoliopsida; Solanales; Solanaceae.